This is a messenger RNA of Nestor notabilis (Kea), 2895 nucleotides long. Its product is annotated as otogelin-like protein. The transcript is spliced from 25 exons. Gene Ontology annotation, molecular function: protein binding. The annotation marks the transcript as partial. NCBI's taxonomy places the organism in Eukaryota, Metazoa, Chordata, Aves, Psittaciformes, Psittacidae. The record is from RefSeq and is a predicted model, not a curated record. Gene Ontology annotation, cellular component: extracellular matrix.
AUGAUACCAUGGAGUAUAUUCUUGCUUCAUUCACUGCUGUCCUCUUUGCAAGGAUCUUAUUGCAAGCUUUCUCUUUUGAGAAGAAAUUCAAGAAAUGACUUUAAUGCAACUCGACAGAAAAGAGAUCUUGUAACAGCUGAGAUUCAAGCUUCCUCUCCUCGGUCACGCCUUCAUGGGGCCUUGACAUGGAGUCCUCCAGGAGGUUCAUGUCCACAGGAGUGCCUUAAUGGAGCAGCCUGCACAGAGGCAGGUGACUGUGACUGUCAGUUAUUUCAGGCUCAAGGAAGCAGGUGCCAAAUUGUACCUAACACUGGUAAGGACCGAGAUGGGAUUUGCAAAUCAUGGGGACAGUAUCAUUUUGAAACAUUCGAUGGCAUCUACUACUACUUCCCAGGAAAUUGCUCCUAUAUUUUUGCAAAAGACUGCAGUACUCCAGAACCCCAGUACACUGUUUGGGUUCAUAACAGCCCUCACUGUUACGGUUCAGUAUAUACUUGUCAGAGGUCCAUCAGCUUAUUUGUUUCAAAUCAAGAAGAAAUAAUUAUUUUAGGACAUGAAGUGAGGAAAGAUGGAAUCAGAUUAGUGUUACCUCAGACAAUUGGAAAUGCCUUCUUUGAGAGACUGGCUGGCUAUAUUCUGGUGAAGACCACUUUUGGUUUUUCUCUUGCUUGGGAUGGAAACUCUGGUAUUUAUAUUAAGCUGACAGAAGAUCAUAAGGGAAAACCUUGUGGCCUCUGUGGAGAUUUUAAUGGCAAUAAACAUGAUGACCUGAAACUGCAAAACAGUGAAUAUACAGAAGACAUUGCUGAAUUUGCAAAUAGCUGGGCUGUGCAAACUACAGAUGAUGUAGCUUGUGUACCUACUGCCUCAGAUUUUUCCAGUCCUUGCUCAGCUGAUGCAGAAUCCAUUGAGGACAUAUUCUUCAAAUGCCAAAUAUUUCUACAGUUUCCUUUCCUCAGCUGUCAUGAAAGCAUAGAUCCGUAUUCUUAUAUUUCUAGCUGCAUGAAUGAUCUUUGCAGAAUGGAUGAUGAUGAAACAUACUGCAGGGCGGUGACAGAGUAUGCUAGAGCAUGCUCUCACGCUGGGUCCCCUGUGCAGGACUGGAGGGAUGACUUUCCUGCCUGUACUGAGAAGUGUGAAGACAGCUUUGUACACCGUGAUUGUAUCAGUUGUUGUCCACCAACCUGCACAUUUGAAAAAGAUUGUCUUGGCAGCAACCUACACUGCUUAGAUGGCUGUUACUGUCCAGAUGGUCUCAUUAUGGAAAAUGGAACUUGUAUCUCUGUGUCGAAUUGUCCUUGUAUUUAUCACGGAACUGCCUUCCCUGUAGGCUCAAAAAUUGAACAAGAGUGUAGCAACUGUAUUUGUAUUGGUGGCAUUUGGAACUGCACUGAUCAUGAUUGCCCAGCUGAGUGCUCCAUCACAGGUAGCUCUCAUUUCACAACAUUUGAUGGACGUCAUUUUACCUUUCUUGGGAUUUGCCAGUACAUUUUAGUAAAAGGUACUGGGAAAACCAAAUUCACAAUCACUUUACAGAAAGCACCUUGUGGACAGAACUUUGACCAUGCCUGCAUUGAGUCUAUAACACUAGUCCUUGAAGAUGAUGUGAGCAAACAAGUAACUCUCACGAGAUAUGGUCAAGUCCAAACUGGCCCUAACCAAGUUUUUAACCUUAAUGGGGUUAUUAAAGUUCAGAAUAUAUCUUCUUCGUUUUUUCAACUGAAAACUAGUUUUGGUUUGAAGAUACUGUUUGCUAAAGAUGGAGAGAGGAUCUAUGUUCAAGUUGAUGCUGGCUGGAAGAAAAGAACAUUAGGACUAUGUGGAACAUACAAUGGGAAUUUAAGAGAUGAUUUUCUUUCUCCAGCAGGCAUGAUAGAAGGGACCCCACAACUUCAUGCAAAUGCAUGGAAGGUUUCCUCAGCUUGUUCUAUGCCUAUCAACAUUCCUGUGGUUGAUCCCUGCAAUGUUAAUCAGCAAAAUGCUGGGUAUGCAUCUCACUGUGAUAUCAUCAAUCAAGAAGUUUUUGCUCCCUGUCAUGCCUACAUCAGUCCAGGAUUAUACUACCAGCAAUGCCGCUUCGAUGCGUGCAAAUGUGGGAGCAGCUGUUUGUGUAAUGCUUUGGCACACUACGCUUACGUGUGUAGCAAGCACGGGGUUGUCAUUGACUUCAGAUCUCAUAUUUCUUACUGUGCUGUGAUGUGUCACAGUGGUAUGCUUUAUCAUCAGUGCUCUUCUUUUUGUAAACAUUCCUGUGCUUCACUUUCUAUGGCAAAUAUCUGUGGUGAUGACUGUGCAGAAGGAUGUAAUUGUCCUGACGGAAAAUAUUUUGAAGAGUCGGUCAACUUUUGUGUGUCAAUAUCUGCCUGUCAUUGUCAUUACAAGGGCAAAGUUCUCCAGCCUGGAGAAACCCUCCCUACACCAACUGGCUCCUGUCAGUGUUUGAAUGGAACAGUGAAAUGUACUGAAGCCGCUACAGAAAAUACAGUUCACAUAUGCCCCGAAGGAAAAAUCUACUAUGACUGCAGAUCUCCUGUGCCUGGAUUACCAGCAGCGGGUGUGAAUUGUGGGAUCUCUUGUGCGAACCUUGCCAUGAACUUCUCCUGUGUCCCCUCACCACCCUGUGGAAGUGGUUGCAUUUGCCCCCCUGGGAUGGCUGAGCAUAGAGGGAAAUGUUAUAUUCCUGACAGUUGUCCAUGCACCUGGAAAGACAGGGAAUUUCUGUCAGGAGAAGUGAUAGCUACACCAUGUUACACCUGUGUUUGUCGGAGAGGAAUAUUCAACUGCACCAGUUACCCCUGUCCUGCUGUAUGCACUCUUUAUGGAGAUCGACAUUAUCAUACCUUUGAUGGAUUGGAAUAUGAUUAUAUCAGUGACUGCCAAGCUUACCUGCUAAAG